AGCUUUGAAGUUCCCCUUGAUUUUCUUAGACUCUCCGGCCUGCACCUACGCGCUCUUUCAAGGAGGUCGGCAUGGAGAACCUUGAGGUCGGCAUGAAGCUGCACGCCAUGUGGCUCAACUGGCGGUACUACUAUGCAGAGAUCAUCAACAUCAAGAAGAAGAAAAAGAAGGCUCCAGUGAAGGUGCACUACAUGGGCUAUGAAGGCUUCGAUGCCUGGUUGUCUCUGGACAUGCUCAAGUGCAAGGCAUUGAAAGGGGCCAGCAAGGCACUGGCCAAGGAGAAGGCGCCAGCCAAAGUAGCUGCUCCGAAGGUUCAGAUGGACUCAGGCUUGGAGAAGGGCCGCCUCCAGGCGGAAGCCGAGGGCAAGUACGCAGCCGAGGAUGGCUCUUUGGAUACGGCCUUCGCAGAGGCUAAGGGAGAGGAUCUGGAGAACCUGCGGAAGGCAGCCGCUCACACCUUGCUGCUCGCCGCGGCAGAUGGGCGCUUGGAAGAGGUCCUGCAAGGUGGCCCACCGCCUUUGCCUGACAAGGACAACGCACUGCGGCAGCAGGCGCGGCAACUCCUGACCCAAGCUGCGCAGGAAGCCAUCAAGAGCAUCACGGCGAUGAUGCUUCCGGUCAGCCGCCGAGGGCGCAGCAGGAGCCCGCGCAUCAGACGGCAACGUGAGCGCAAAAAGAGAGGAAGAAGCCCAGGAGAUUUGCUGAGACUCGAUCAGACGGAGUGCCUCCGACGCCCACGGUCGCUGCAGCUCAAGUGAUCUCACUUGGUGCCUUUUUGUGAAUAGCUUUCAUUCCAAUUCGCGUUCUUCCAGAGCAAAUGAAUGGCUUCGACCAAGCUGAUCAUG
Messenger RNA from Durusdinium trenchii, 845 nucleotides. NCBI's taxonomy places the organism in Eukaryota, Dinophyceae, Suessiales, Symbiodiniaceae. The record is from the annotation of a GenBank genome assembly.